UCGGUCACAGGAUCUUUGAAUUACAACCUAAUCAGUUGUCCAACAAUCUUCUCCCCAUAACACAACAUCCUUUGUUACGCAUGUAAUCACCAUGUUGUCUCUGAGAACCCCGCGGCACAUACUGCGUGCAUCAAAAGCAAUCACAUGUCGAAACUUUAGCAGCUCCCCUGUGAAUGCUGCCGCUGCGGAGGUCAAGAAAAUAGGGGUUAUUGGUGCUGGGCAGAUGGGCUUAGGAAUAGCGCUUGUUGCUGCGCAAAAAGCAGGGCUCACGGUCAGGGUUAUUGAUAACUCUCAGGCAUCUCUAGACAAAGGCUUGAAGUUUGCAGAUAAACUGCUUCAGAAGGAUGUUGGUAAGGAGAGGAUCACGAAAGAACAAGCGACAUCAAUUCGUCAGCUCCUGAUACCAAGUACGAAGAUGGAGGAUUUGUCUGACGUUGAUUUCGUCAUUGAAGCUGUUCCUGAAAUACCAGACUUGAAGAACAAGAUUUUCGGCCAGCUCGCCGAGAUCUGUCCCUCGCACGCUAUUCUCGCUACCAAUACCUCCUCUAUAUCUAUCACGAAGAUUGCGGCGGCGACAUCUAAAGACCCGACAAACCUUUCGGCUCCAUCUCGUGUCAUCAGUACACACUUCAUGAACCCAGUACCUGUCCAGAAGGGCGUAGAAAUCAUCAUUGGACUGCAGACUUCACAAGAUACCAUUGAUACAGCACUUGAUCUGUGCAGAAAGAUGGGCAAGAUUCCUUCGCAGAGCGCAGACUCGCCUGGGUUUCUUGCAAAUAGGAUAUUGAUGCCAUAUAUCAAUGAGGCCAUCAUAUGCCUCGAAACUGGAGUUGGCAAACGAGACGACAUUGACAGUAUCAUGAAGAAUGGGACGAAUGUUCCGAUGGGUCCUUUACAACUGGCGGAUUUCAUUGGCAUUGACACAUGCUUGGCUAUCAUGAAGGUUCUAUACGAAGAGACGGGUGAUAGCAAGUAUAGGCCUGCUGUGCUACUAAGGAAAAUGGUUGACGCUGGCUGGCUUGGUAAGAAGAGUGGGAAAGGAUUCUACGAUUACUAGAUGUCCGAAUUAAGAGUCACACAAGAUAAAGACAAAUCCAGCACUCCUAGCAACCACGCGGUCAGGGUAAGGUAUCAUUGAUUGUGUUCAUCGUAAGGUACGAUCUACGAAGCCAUCAAGCUGGCACGUUAAGAUCAUUCCAACAUCCACCGUUACAUCAUGCUGGGAACCUUUCACUUUGCCGUCUUGUCUUGUGCAGCUUUCUCGAGUAUGUGAGUAGGGUUAGACUCAAGACCACUCUUCGUCUUGUCCGAAGCGUCCUUGGAAUCGUUGCUGCCAGCGGGGGCGCCGCCCUGGUCGUUCGGCUUCGCUUGAGUGCCAGCUUGGUCGCUGGUCUGGUUCUCUGGGUCAGGCGAUUGGCGGCCUUGGUUUGGGGCAGACAUUCUGGCUGAUUUGAG
Messenger RNA from Pseudovirgaria hyperparasitica, 1455 nucleotides. RefSeq lists its product as uncharacterized. The transcript is spliced from 4 exons. Gene Ontology annotation, molecular function: oxidoreductase activity, acting on the CH-OH group of donors, NAD or NADP as acceptor; NAD+ binding. The record is from RefSeq and is a predicted model, not a curated record. Gene Ontology annotation, biological process: fatty acid metabolic process. Bases 92 to 1057 code for a protein of 321 amino acids. NCBI's taxonomy places the organism in Eukaryota, Fungi, Ascomycota, Dothideomycetes, Acrospermales, Acrospermaceae.